UUCAACAAGAACAAAAAUUAGAUUAGUGAAGUAUUGAGCAAUCAAUCAAUCCAGAUUAGAUGAUCUCUCAUUACCCGUCUGUUUAUCGAUCGAGCUACCCUUCAAACCAAACAAUCAAUCGGAUUGAGAUUCAAAUUACCGAAUUGAAAUUCCGCGCUAUGACGGAAGUUUAUGUUCGAGGAAGCAAAAAUAUUGUUGAUUAUGGUCCAAGAUCAAUGACCAAAGAGACUGACCUCACAUACAAUUUCCACCUACUCUAUUGCACUAGCAAAUGCGUUUUCUUUAUCUUAAACAUAAGCAUGGGGAGAAUGAUUAUAUUUGUAUAACAUGCAUCAUCUUCUUAAGUCUCCAUUUUCUCACCACUAUCUAUCACUAUCCCUUUCUCUUCUCUCUCUGUUUCUCUCUCUUCUCUCUCUGUCCUAACGACCUGAUUGCAUUAGACAGGAAAGAAAAGGAAUGCAAGAGAUGAGAGUUACGGGGUUUAGAGUUCUUCUCUUGGUUUCUUGUUUCUUCUGCAAAUCCAAAGGAGCUAUUGUUCCUGCACUCAUUAUGUUUGGUGACUCCAUUGUUGACGUUGGCAACAACAAUAACUUACUCAGCAUUGUCAAAUCCAACUUUCCUCCUUAUGGCAGAGACUUCAUCGACCAAAGACCCACCGGAAGAUUCUGCAACGGAAAACUCGCAGUAGAUUUCUCAGCCGAGUACCUUGGUUUCUCUUCAUACCCACCUGCAUUCCUAAGCCGAGAAGCAAGUAACGAGACUCUCCUGAUCGGCGCCAACUUUGCAUCAGCUUCUUCAGGAUACUAUGAUGCCACAUCUGUUCCAUUUGGCGCGAUCUCCUUAACAAGACAGCUGAGCUAUUACAGGGCGUAUCAAAACAGAGUAACAAGAAUGAUCGGGAGGGAGAAUGCGCGCAGGCUGUUCUCUAGAGGUAUCCACAUUUUGAGUGCGGGAUCUAGCGACUUUCUUCAGAACUAUUACAUCAAUCCUCUACUCAACAUCCUAAAUACACCUGAUCAGUUCGCUGACAUUCUCAUGAGAUCCUACUCAGAAUUUAUCCAGAAUCUGUAUGAACUAGGAGCAAGGAGAAUCGGAGUGAUAUCGCUACCGCCGAUGGGUUGCCUGCCUGCAGCUAUCACUCUUUUCGGUGCAGGAAACAAAAGUUGUGUUGAGAGACUGAACAACGAUGCUAUCAAGUUCAAUACCAAACUUGAGACCACAACCCAGUUAUUGAUGAAUAGACACUCAGGCCUCAGGCUCGUCGCCUUUAAUGUCUAUCAACCUUUCCUGGACAUCAUCACCAACCCAAUUGACAAUGGAUUCUUUGAAACAAAAAGGGCAUGCUGCGGAACAGGAACAAUAGAAACAUCGUUCCUUUGCAAUUCUCUAUCCCUAGGAACGUGUGUAAAUGCCACAGGAUAUGUGUUUUGGGAUGGAUUUCACCCCACAGAGGCUGUAAACGAGCUGUUGGCUGGUCAACUACUGGGUCAAGGGAUUUCUCUAAUCAAUUGAAUUGAGUCGUCCCAGUUGGAUUGAAUUCAAACUGUAUACCUACAAAUAGCUACCAAAGUGUGUGUCUCUCUCUCUCCCUCUUCUCUCUUUGCUCUUUUUCUCUCUAUAUGUAUAACUCACAAAUAAGAAACAGAUUGUGUGCGCGUGUGUGUGACUGAAUGUAGAAACUACCAAUCUGGUCUGUGUGACUGUGUGAUGGUCUAUAGGUCCAAGCUUUGUUUAUGAAGAUCACAAUCUUUGGUAUUUUA
Arabidopsis lyrata subsp. lyrata is the source of this 1760-nucleotide messenger RNA. Its product is annotated as GDSL esterase/lipase At3g53100. The record is from RefSeq and is a predicted model, not a curated record. Lineage: Eukaryota; Viridiplantae; Streptophyta; Magnoliopsida; Brassicales; Brassicaceae. The transcript is spliced from 5 exons. Gene Ontology annotation, molecular function: hydrolase activity, acting on ester bonds. Bases 457 to 1512 code for a protein of 351 amino acids.